Molecule: messenger RNA, 3484 nt
Organism: Xiphophorus maculatus (southern platyfish)
Lineage: Eukaryota; Metazoa; Chordata; Actinopteri; Cyprinodontiformes; Poeciliidae
Gene: pnkd
Product: probable hydrolase PNKD
Exons: 9
Coding region: 8-1078 (356 amino acids)
Cellular component (GO): mitochondrion
Molecular function (GO): hydroxyacylglutathione hydrolase activity
Source: RefSeq, a predicted model, not a curated record
GCAGGCUAUGGCGCUUCCUGACUGGACGGUAACAUCGUUGGCCGCUGCAUCCGUCUUCUGUUUCUUGUGUUUGUUUUAUCGGUGCAGACGCAGCACCUUCAGGAAGCUACUGAACAGGAUAAUGGCUCGAACCGAGAAGCCGCUGUUCCGAAUCGCGUAUACACUCUACACAAGGACCAGGCUGGGUUAUUUGUACUACAAGAGGCAAAUGAGGAAAGCCAGGGAGAAUUAUCCUGCUGGCCAUUCCACAACUCAUCCUAUGGAGCUCAACGGUAUAAAAAUAAUUCCCAUCUCAGUUCUGUCUGACAACUACAGCUACCUUAUUAUUGACACAGCCUCCAGUGUUGCAGUUGCUGUAGACCCUGCAGACCCUCAAACAGUUCAGACUGUGCUUGAAGAAGAGGGAGUAAUGUUAGAAGCUAUAUUAUGUACCCACAAGCACUGGGACCACAGCGGGGGAAACAAAGGUCUGAAAAGGCUUCACAGCUCCUGUCAUGUGUACGGAAGCGCAGCUGAUAACAUUCCUGGCCUCACACACCCACUCUCACACAGAGACACAGUAAAUGUGGGUCGGUUGCACUUUAAGGCCCUGUUCACUCCUGGACACACCGUGGGCCACAUGAUCUACCUCCUGGAUGGCCAAGCAGUCGGUUCUCCCUCCAGCCUCUUCUCUGGGGAUCUGGUGUUCCUCUCAGGAUGUGGGAGGAUGUUCGAGGGCAGUGCCACAACAAUGCUCUCCUCUCUGGACACAGUGGGUUCCUUAAGUGAUGAUACUUUACUGUGGCCAGGUCAUGAGUAUGCAGAGGACAACCUGCUGUUUGCUGCUGAGGUCGAGCCACACAACUCUGCCAGAGAAAACAAAUGUCAGUGGGUGCUGCAGCAGCGAGGCCAGAAGCUUUGCUCGAGCCCCUCUACUAUCGGGGAGGAGAAGCAGUACAACCCUUUCCUGCGCAGCCACUCUGCAGAGCUCCAUCAGGCUCUGGGCAUCCAGCAGUUCCUGGACGAGGACUGGACCCAGUUCAGGGCGCGGGUCUUAGAGGAGCUGCGAAAACGGAAAGACCUCUUCAACAGGAGGUAGUAAAGCAGAAGACUGCACUACAUAACGGACAAACCAGUUCUUUGGUUGGAAAAUUUAUGAAUGGGCAUUAAGACAUUUUGAGCUGAAUCUGUGACCAAUAGGAAUAGAAGUCCAUCCUUAUUAUUUAAUAGUAACAUAGUAGUCUUAUUUUCUCUCUCCAGGAUUUUAGUGUAAUGAUAAAUUUGUUCCUGUUUAGAGAAUUGCAUGUUCAUCUUAUAGUAUCAUACACAUAAUAACACACGUAGUGUAGACCUUCAAGAAUAAUGUUUGGUCAUUUUACAAAUAGGUACAAUCAGUUUUCUGUUAUGGGUGAUUUAAGUAGUUUAGCCUGCAAGGUUUUGAAUUGUUAAAUAGUUAGAACUCUUAGGACUUUUUGCUAAUAAUAAUAUGAUACACAAGUUUCCGUACAGACCUUGUUUAACAGUCCAGCAGUAUGUUUCUCUGACUGUUAAAAUUUUGGGAAUAAGUAUGUAAACUUCAAAGGUGAUGGUGAAUUUAAUUUAACAAAUCCAAUGAUGGAGGUUUUUUGUUGGUAUCUUUUCCUUUUCUAGCGAUAGUCUGGAUUUUUCUACAGUUUGAUUUGAGCCAAAUGGAAAACCACUAUUCCCUUGCUAAAGGUUUUUUGUUGUGUGCUCAUCAGUGAAUAUUUGCUUUUUGCUUUUCAGCUGUGUCCAUGAUGGAGGCUUGUUUGUUUUAGAAGGGGAUGUGUGAAAUAUUUACAAGUUGUCAGUGUCUUAUCUGCAAUAGACGGGAAUCAGAAAUCUCCCAGUGUAGAGUAGCACAAAGAAACUGUGACAAAUGGCGUAAACUGUAAGCUGGAUGACGACACAAGAGGCGAUGGGGUUAAAGAGCUGCAGUAAUAUAAGAUGACUUUGACUCUAGGUUUUGUAUAUAUUGGCAAUAAGUGCGGAGCAUGUGGUAGCAUGUGCUCAGUUCUUCUGAAACUUUCUAGUGAUUUCAUUUUACCAGUUAAACGCUGGAGUCCUCAUGCUGGAUCUUGACUUGCAUACUACACAAAUUUUCCACCUUCAUCGUCUGACCUCCCAUUACUCUGAUCGCUGUUAACUGCAGGUAAAACACUGAAAUGCUUUUCUCACUUAUAAGAAAACAGAAGUAAUAUUUUAGAUCUUAAAAUGCUUCACUUUAUGAAUGUGAACAAAAAUAUGUGAAGGUAUUGUGAUCUAACUUCUGUCCCCCUACUGAACUAUUAUUGAAGGGAACAUUUCGUAUGGCAGCAUGUGGAACUGAGACUGCAUUUAAUGGUGUUAAAACAAACAGGAUUUGCAGCUAAAUGUUCCAAAUGAGUUAAAAACAAAAACGUUAUUGUGAUCAGUGUUUCUCUCUGAAAGGUGAAUCUUCACUGCAUCGACUGAAGGAAUGUUUGACCAGUUUAAAACUGUAGAUACCAAACUUAUUUAUGUUUAUAAAUAAGGGUAAAAUGGUAAAUAUGUUGGUACUGAACCAUCGCGGUACGGAUUUAAUUUGUGGCUAUAUGAAGUCAGAUAAAAAAAAUAUUUUGACCACUUAUCCAGAAAAGGAUGGAUAUAAGCUUUUAUCGCUUUCGGGUUGAUUAAGCUACGACCUAAAGCCCUCCACACCAAACCAAUGCAGGGAUGACUGAUAGUAAUGAGGCACAAGUUAAAUAUUAGGUUUCUUGAUUUUAAUGAACAGUUUACAGAAUUAGUUUACAGUGAUAUAAAUACAGUGGAUAAGGAGUGAUGCUGUAGGGAAAGAAAUGUCCUGAGAGCAAGUUUAUAUGUAUUUUAUGUUGGUGUUUGGCUUCUUUUUCACUAAGUACACGGCUAGAAACCAGCUGACAUAAACACCUCUGUUGAUGGCUCUUGAACAGCGCCAUCUACUGUAACACCACUUUAAUAACUGUUGCCAUUGAAUUAUUGAGUUAUGCUGAACUUAUGCAUUAGACAAUAUUCAGUUCUGUACUGAAUGUUAAUUUGUAUAAUAUUGAGGCCAAAUAAGUCAAAACAAACAUUUUCGAAUGUGAUUUUUAUUUUAUUUUUUAUGUUAAAGUGACUUUGUUUGCUACUUUGGGGACCUAUCACUGCUUGGGCUGAUUUUAUAUUUCUGCAUUUCUUUGUGAGGGUUAUUUUAUGUUUAAAGUGAAUCAAAGCAAAACCACUGCAUUUUCUUUAAAAAGAAAUGUAACUGUUGUUCAUUAUCUGAACCAAACGCAACCAGAAACACAGUUAUGUGCAUAUAUUUGGCUUUCAUGACCACUUCACCCUAAAUAUGAAAUACCUUAGGGGAUGAAUUAUGCUGUGACAAGAGCUGACAUCCUCUGUUGAGGUUUACUUGGGAGCAAACUCCCUGUUAGCACAAUAGUGAUUUACCAGUGUGAAACUAUCAGAUCUGUGAGAAAUGUUCAAUAAAUAUUAUUUUUAUUGCUUC